UAUCACAUCAUAUUUUCACAAUGGAUAAGUUGCAUACUGACCCAAUCAACAUUCAACCUUGUCCCUUCCAUUCACACAUUCCACUAAUCGCAAAAAUGGCAACAUCUCUAUUCACCUCCCUUCUCCCCUUCACUUCAUCAACUACAUCACAUUCAAAGCUCUCACCAUUUCGUUCAUUCAGAGUCUCAGCUUCUGUCUCGGUUCCUGAAAAUCACACUCCCAGAAGAGAAUUCUUAAAGGGUGUUGCUCUUUCUCUCCCACUUAUUGGUCUCACUGACCCACCUCACGCACAAGCUAGAGACGUUGCAGUUGGCUCUUUCCUCCCUCCUUCAUCAUCAGACCCUUCUUUUGUUCUCUUUAAAGCUUCUUCUAAAGAUACUCCUGCCCUUCGAGCAGGAAAUGUGCAGCCAUACCAAUUCAUCCUUCCCCCAACAUGGAAACAGCUUCGUAUAGCUAACAUACUAUCAGGAAACUACUGUCAACCAAAAUGUGCAGAGCCAUGGGUGGAGGUUAAAUUUGAAGAUGAAAAGCAAGGAAAAAUUCAGGUAGUGGCUUCACCUUUGAUACGCCUAACCAACAAACCAAAUGCAACAAUUGAGGACAUCGGGAGCCCAGAAAAGUUGAUCGCUUCUCUUGGCCCAUUUGUCACCGGAAACACUUUUGAUCCAGAUGAGCUCGUCGAGAUGUCAGUUGAAAAGCUUGAUGAUCAAACGUACUACAAAUAUGUGCUUGAAACUCCAUUUGCUCUUACUGGUUCACACAAUCUUGCAAAAGCAACAGCUAAGGGAAACACUGUCGUUUUAUUUGUGGCUAGUGCAAAUGACAAACAGUGGCAAACUUCUGAGAAGAUUCUAAAGACCAUGCUUGAUUCAUUUAAAGUGUAGUUUUUUGUUGUUAAAGAACAACUUUGUCUUUGUAAAUAUCUGAUCAAUGAACCUUACCUUCUAUGACCGCGGACGCUUCUCCAACAUCUUGAGUCGACAGCCACCAUCUUUGAAAUGUGGAUCCACUUCCUUCAUUUUGGCACAUCGACCUAAUGCAUGUACCUAAUUUGAAGCUUGACCUCAAGGGCUUGCACAGUUGCGCUCGUACCUAAUUUUAUCUCUAUGUGGUUAAAGCUUGCUUGGAAGUUCAAGCAUUUGAUAUAGGGAAAAAUAUAUAACAUGUCAGUUUAAUAACUAGUCGGACUUGUGACUAAUCCGAUGGAACUUUGUGUUGAAACACAGGAAUUGGACCAUAUACAAUUAAAAAGGACAUAACAUAAACAAGUAAU
Molecule: messenger RNA, 1273 nt
Organism: Vicia villosa (hairy vetch)
Lineage: Eukaryota; Viridiplantae; Streptophyta; Magnoliopsida; Fabales; Fabaceae
Product: psbP domain-containing protein 6, chloroplastic
Exons: 4
Coding region: 21-884 (287 amino acids)
Source: RefSeq, a predicted model, not a curated record